Molecule: messenger RNA, 1824 nt
Organism: Elaeis guineensis (African oil palm)
Lineage: Eukaryota; Viridiplantae; Streptophyta; Magnoliopsida; Arecales; Arecaceae
Biological process (GO): Golgi vesicle transport
Cellular component (GO): membrane
Source: RefSeq, a predicted model, not a curated record
UUUCCUUCUCCUCAUUCUCCAAUUUUCUUCGUUCUCCAUCUCCUUCGUCCUUCGCAGUUUUAAUUUAUAUUUUUUCCUAUAUAUAUUUUUGAAAUUUAAUCCUUCCUCGUCCUUCUUCUUAUUUGUCGAAACCCUGAAAAUUCCUCCUUUGCAGCAAGUUGUACAAAGGUUUUGCUCCGUUCCCAUCCGGAGGAUUUCGAUUCUUUGGGGCAAUUUAAUGAGUUUUAUUUGAUCGAUAAUUUGUUGAUCGAAUUGUCCAAUGGCGGAGAGUUUCAGCAGAUGGGAGUCCGAUCCCUUAUUCUCGGCGGCCGAAGUGGUGCAAGAUUCUGCAGAUAGGAUGGAGUCGGUCUUUCGGAUGCUGUUGCAUGAAAAUAAACUUUUGCAAGGGGAUCCUUCAGAUACUAAGCUUCUUAGUUCAGUACGAUAUCAAAGGAGAGAUCUUGUCACUGCUCUUGAGACAACCAGAUGGCAGUUGGAGGACUUUGAGAGGGCAGUUAAUUUAGCUGCAUUAUCUGAUCAGUCAAAUUCAAGGGAAAAUGCAAUUUUUAAAUUCAGACAAUUGACCAGAGCAAUAAGGGAACAAAUAGUUCAGGUCGAGAGAAGUUUGGAUGACUCAUCAGCGGAAGAUAUUAACAGAAAUUUUGAAUCUAUGAAUUUAAAUGAACAAGAUACAGAUGGAUUAGCAUUGUUUCUUUCUGGGGGUGAUUCUAGGGACCACCAUUUGCAUUAUGACUCUGGAAGUAGCAUUAUGAGAAGGUUUCUUGAUUCAACCACAGAUGGUGAUGCAAUAGUUGAACUUAAAACUGAAGAAGUUGAACUCUUUCCAAUGAAUGGUCAGAAAUAUUCAAACCAUGGUUAUGAUUCCUCAAAGGAUAAUAUGCUACGGAAAGUUGGAUCGAGCUAUUCCCAAAGAGAAAUAGAAACACCAGCUGCCGUCCAGGGUUCUUUUAUAGUAAACUGCAGAGAGGUAAAUGCUGGCACAGGGGCAUACGAUAUGGAAGUUGGUGAUCCAGGUGGAAAAUGCUAUCCUCAGAAGAACCGAUUAAGGGGAUCUUUUUGGAGGUUCUUGAGGAAUUUCUGGCUUGCAAAUAAUACAAAAGGGAGCUUUACAAAGAGGAGGAAGGAUGGAGAGGCAGUGGAGGCUGAAGUGAGAAUGACACCUUCCAUAAUCAGCAUAUCUCCAGCUGAACAGGGUAGGAACCUUGCAGCAGGCUGGAUUCCCAGUUUUAGAAUCUGUGAGGGAUCAAAAGUAAAAGACCUAACAUGUACUUUGCAAUUGUAUAGCUGGCUAGAAGCUAUUCGAAAGAGAUAUCAGAGGUCUCAAUUUGUUAUCCUUAACAGCAGAUUUCGAGUUCGCAUAGCAAUAGCAAUAUUGGUUACACUGGCUGUUCUUGGCUUCUUUGCAUUUCGUGCUGCUUGAAUAGUAUAUGUACUUUUGGUAUUUUUCCCUUUUCAUCCUAUUCAUGGUUAUUGGAAAAUGUGAUGACAUUGCAUUCUGAUCUCUCUGGUGGCCUCUAAGUGAGAGCAGCCAUCUCCCAUGUUUGGCAAGAGGAGCAGCCAGUCACUAUUCAAUGCCUGAUCGUGAAGGGAGCAGAACAGCAGUCUCAGACAUAUCAACAUAAGUGGUUCCUGGCAGAUGCUCUAAGAAUCCUGCUACUUUUGUGGGUUUGUUUAUGAUUUGGCAUUCUAAUAGUUUGUAUGCCUGUAUUUGGAUUUGGUCUGUUUCUUUUGUAUGAUAAAAUGAAACAUUUGACAGUAAUUAUGCUUGUCCAGUUUUCAAGAUCACAUGUUCUCGCAGCAUAUCCGCCAGCCAUGCUGUUUUCU